This is a messenger RNA of Lampris incognitus (smalleye Pacific opah), 1535 nucleotides long. It is a transcript of the gene gtf2e2, whose product is annotated as general transcription factor IIE, polypeptide 2, beta. The transcript is spliced from 9 exons. The record is from RefSeq and is a predicted model, not a curated record. Bases 70 to 936 code for a protein of 288 amino acids. Lineage: Eukaryota; Metazoa; Chordata; Actinopteri; Lampriformes; Lampridae. Gene Ontology annotation, cellular component: transcription factor TFIIE complex. Gene Ontology annotation, biological process: transcription initiation at RNA polymerase II promoter.
ACGAGGAGGAGCGCGACGAGCUGGCGAAAUGUCACAAUAGAUCAACGGGAAGUCCAUCGAAGAAUAAGGAUGGAUCCAGCCUUGUUGAGGGAGAGGGAACUAUUCAAAAAGAGAGCUUUGUCCACUCCAGCAGUAGAGAAAAGACCAGCUGCCACAGACUCUCACAAGAAAAAGAAGGCUAAAGUUGACAAGGAGGGCUCCUCGGGGUCCAAGCACAGUGCCGAGGCUAAUAAUGGCAACUUUAACCUCAAGGCUUUAAGUGGUAGCUCUGGCUAUAAGUUUGGCUGCCUGGCCAAGAUAGUCAACUACAUGAAGACAAGGCAUCAGAGAGGGGAUACGCACCUCCUCACCCUAGAAGAAAUCCUGGAUGAGACAAAGUUGCUAGAUAUUGGCAUGAAACAAAAACAAUGGCUUAUGACAGAGGCCUUGGCCAACAACCCAAAGAUUGAGGUGCGGGAUGGGAAGUAUUCCUUUAAACCCAAGUAUCACCUCAAAGACAAGAAGGCCCUGUUAAGGCUGCUGGACAAACAUGACCAGCUGGGCCUGGGAGGAGUGCUGCUAGAUGACGUGGAGGAGGGGCUUCCCAACUCUGCAAAGGCCAUUAAGGCACUGGGGGAUCAGAUCAUCUUUGUGACCCGACCAGAUAAAAAGAAGGUCUUAUUUUACAAUGACAAGCACUGCCAGUUUGUGGUGGAUGAAGAAUUCCAGAAGCUGUGGAGGAGUGUUCCGGUGGAUUCCAUGGACGAAGAGAAGAUUGAGGAAUAUCUCAAGAAACAAGGCAUCUCCUCCAUGCAAGAGAUGGGACCGAAAAAAGCGUUACCUGUCCAGAAAAGGAAGAAGCCAGGGGGCCAGAAGAAGAGGCGCUUCAAGACCCACAACGAUCAUUUGGCUGGAGUAUUGGAGGACUAUUCGGAGGGUGUUCCUGCCAAGAAAUGAAAUCUCUUCCCAUGGUGCUUUCUGAUCAGAGAACUAAUAAAGGGACUGGAGGCUACAAAUGGCGGGAAAGAGAGAAUGUGACCCUGGAUCAGCAACCAUACAAAGAGUUUUUAUGGCUUUGUCCCAGUAGUGUUAAACAGCUGGCUUAUUUUUUUGCUCGAAGUAAUCCUUCCUCAGCAGUCGGUGAUCUUGCAGUAUAUGGAUUGAUUUGAAAUUGUACUUGUGCAUCGUGUCCGAUUAGUGAACUGAUCAGAGACUAGACCAAUGGAAGCCAGUUUAGUAUUGUGACCAUUUAAGACACUGGAUGUCCAUGCCAAAACUACCUUCCUAUAAGGGGGUACUGACAUUCAUCUUACUGUUAGCAAAAGGCAAAUAUGUGAAAUAUGUACAUAUGUUUUUUUACUUGACUGAGUUUAACGGACAUGUGUGAUUAUAGCAGGGAAAUGUGCCUGUAUGGAAAGAAAGAUUUGAUAUGACAGCAGAGGGCAUUUGCUGCAGCAGCAUUUGACUACGGUUUCAUAAAAGUUGCAUAGGACAUAGGCUUUUGUUUCACAGCACUACAUUAAAACUACCUAGGGUAUAUCCAUCCUGGUAUGUCU